Cuscuta epithymum is the source of this 2462-nucleotide messenger RNA. Lineage: Eukaryota; Viridiplantae; Streptophyta; Magnoliopsida; Solanales; Convolvulaceae. The record is from the annotation of a GenBank genome assembly.
GGAGAUAAAAGCCUUCACUUCUAGCCUAGUCACAGAGCGCCAGUGCACUGAAUUUGAAAACAAACACGCCUAACGGCUACCUUAUACUCCCAAAAUAAUCAAUACAUCUGUAUUGUUCUCCCAAAAUAAUCUACCUUCUCUGUAGUAGAUUCGCAAAAACUCGAAUUCAUAUCUAAUUCUCUAGCCAUUUUCUCUGUUCUUUGAUGGACUCCUCUACGCCAGAUUUGAGGCGGCUCAAACUCAGCGCCGGCUCGAACCCGUCUAGAAAGGUCCGGAUCGUUGGCAAAGUAAGAAACUUCUCAGAUCAAGAGUUAGGGUCUCUCAGCAAUUCCAAGCCAUGGGUUACUGUUCACAAACCGCGAGAUGACGACCCAUCUGGAAAAACCUCUAUCUUGUUUGGAGAAAAAGGAACCAGCCGGAAAGAUACCUAUGAACUAGAUUAUUGUUAUGAGCAAGGAGAAGAUGAUGUUUUGUUCUCAAAAGAGAUAAAGCCUGCUAUUUCUCAUAUCUUCACUGGUAAAAGUGCUACAGUUAUUGCAUAUGGAGCUAGAGGCAGUGGCAAAACUUGUACUGUUCAGGGUUUGGCUACUUCUGCAAUUUGUGAUAUCCUUUCAAGAGCAGAGGAAGUUGGAAAGAAAGUGUACAUAUCUUUCUUCGAGGUGUUUCAAGAGCGUGCAUAUGAUCUUUUAGAUCCAAAUCAAAAUGAGGUACAUGUAUUUGAAGAUUCUCAAGGCAGGGUGAAACUUAGAGGACUUUCUCAGGUCCCAAUAAAGUCUAUAUCAGAGUUCCUAGAUAUAUAUUCUUGCAAGGAAACAUCAUCCAAACAACCACAGAGGACAUCAGUUGCAUUGUUGAGAAGGAGCCAUACGGGUUUGAGUGUAAACAUUUCAUCUCUUGAAGGAAACCAGAAUGACAAACCUAUGGGUGUGAUAAACUUUAUUGACUUAGCUGGAUACGAGGAUUCUAGAAGUAGUACUAAAGAUGGAACAGCACUUGCAGAAAGCACUAGGAUAAACAGGUCCCUCCUUUCCAUAAUGAAUGUUGUGUUUGCACUCAACACCAAUGACAGUCAUGUACCAUAUCGAGAAAACAAACUCACUCGGAUGCUAAAGGAUUCUCUGGGGGGAAACAACUUUACGCUGAUGCUUGCUUGCAUGAAACCACUCUUUUGCCAAGACACCAUCUACACUGUAAGUUUGGCUUCACGAGCAUGUGAAAACAUCAGGAUUGCAAUUUGGAACUCUACCACAAAAUGUCACAGUUCAACCAACCGAGAUAAGCAACGAGUCAUCCCCACAUCAAGUGUGAAAAAGCAAAAUACGGGUGGUCAUAAUUUAUCUUUAAAAAGAAGCACUAACCUGUUGAAUGGAAGGAAGCUAUUCAGUGCUGGCAAAGCAACAACUUCUAAGAAGGAAAAAGUGCCAUUAGAUGAUUCUUUAGCUUCUAAGUCUAUGCAUCUCCAAGACAGUACUUUCAUAACAGAGUCUUCCUUGUGUAAAGAGGAGGAGGUCCCUCUGAAUAAUUCUACUGUCACAGAAUCUGAGUUUCUUCCAGAAGACACCCUUUCCUCAAUAAAGUCUUCCUUAAAUAAAGAGGAGGAGUGUCCUCAAGAGGUGAAAAUUACUUCACCCACUCAUAGGAGGGAAGCAUUAGGAUUAACAGGUGGACAAGGUGGUGGCAUUGACAUUGACGAGAAGGAGAACAACAGUUUUAACACAAACAAAGAUGGGUCUCCCUUACUAAGUGAAAGACUUAGAGCAUUAGCAAAUAAUUUAAAACAGUUGCAGGCUUUCACUCCUCCACUGGGUAUACAAUUGCCAGAGGGAAGCCACGCAUUGGCUCUUCUUGACCCAGUGGAACCCAAAACUCCAGUUGCUGAAAAUGAGUUUGGUGUUAGUGAUAAUAAGAAAUUGUUUAUGACCAAGUAUUAUAGUCCUUGGGAGGAAUUUAGUGAGAAUAAUACUAAAGUAAAGGCUUCCUUUGCUCGAGAAUGUAUUAAAUUUUUGAAUAGUGCCAGCAAGGAUGAAUUGAAGCGACUCAAGGGCAUAGGAGAGAAAAGAGCUACAAACAUCCUCGAGCUUCGUCAGGAAUCUCCUGAACAUUUCAAAACACUUGAAGAUUUGCAAGAGAUUGGUCUGUCAGCAAAGCAGGUAAAGAGGAUGGUCAAAACAAUGGCCACAGAUCUUCUCGUUUAAGCGCACUUCUUCCCUGAGUUGGCAAAGGCAAUAGAGGUUGCUAUUCAUUUUUAGUGUUGAUCCUUCUUACUAAACUUCACAUUGUUUAUAAAUGUUUGGUCAUGUAAUGACAGUAUAUCAAUAUAUAAAUACUUGUCAUGUAUUAAUAUAAGGGUCCGUGAAAGGUAAGCAAUGACUUCUAUUAGGAUGGGAAAACUUACUUUUGUCCUUAGUUGUUACUUGUUAGAAUUUAGAUCUGUACAAAUGCGGGGAAGGCUGCUCAACAGG